CUAUUUGAUUUUAAUAGUUUUUUGCUAUAGAAAUAGUCUAGUUUGAUCAUGUAGUUUGUUUGGUUGGUGAGAAAACUAUGAUGAAAAUAGAAAACAAGAGGUAGGAAAUGGAAUAUUGAAUGUUAUGCGAUAUGUUGCUGGUCAUAGACAAAGUGAAUAACUGACCGUGGUUGAUUGGGGCUCAGUUAGGCGAAAGUUGUUCUCUUCCUCUCUCUUUAGGAUUUUUCUAAUUUAAUUUGGAAAAUGAACUCUUUUUUUUUCACAUUUUCUUGCCCUUUCUCAGGGGCAAAUAGAGGUUGGAUAUUUUCUUUCGUUUUUAGUAAAUUUGAUUUGAGCAUGUAAAAAAUUUUAGUCGAAGGACUAAACAAGUAAAUUUCAUAGAUGUUCCAGUUUCUUAGGGUUCGGAUCUGAGAGCGAAGCUCAUGGCACCAUUGCCGGUUGAACAGACCGGCGAAUCAGUAGCCGGAGAGUCACAGAGAUCGCUCCCGACGCCGUUUCUGACGAAAACAUAUCAGCUUGUGGACGAUCCGGCUGUGGACGAUCUUAUUUCGUGGAACGAAGACGGAUCAACCUUCAUCGUUUGGCGACCUGCUGAAUUUGCGAGGGAUUUGCUACCGAAGUACUUCAAGCACAAUAACUUCUCAAGCUUCGUUCGACAGCUAAACACUUAUGGAUUUCGUAAGGUUGUGCCCGACCGAUGGGAGUUCGCCAACGACUACUUCCGCAAAGGAGAAAAAGCGCUUUUGCGAGACAUACAGCGCCGGAAAAUCUCGCCGACAGCCGCCGCUGCAGCGACGACGGUGACGGUUGCGGCAGUCCUUCCCGUUGUUGCUCGGGCGGUGUCUCCGACGAAUUCCGGCGAUGAACAAGUUCUCUCUUCGAACUCAUCACCCGCCACCGUACCCGUUACGGUGCAUCGCACCUCAAGCUGCUCCAGUACGCCUGAGAUUCUAGAAGAGAACGAACGGCUCAGGAGGGAGAACUCGCAAUUAACUCAGGAACUAACGCAGUUGAGGGGCUUGUGUAAUAACAUACUCGCUCUGAUGACAAACUACGCCGCCGGCCAAAUUGACGCAGGAGGUAUUCCGGAAGGCAGGCCGCUGGACUUGUUGACGGAGAGACAGUUGCCGGUGGAAGCCGGACAGAGCGGCGUCAAGGCCGAGGGCGAUUUAAGCCCACGAUUAUUCGGUGUUUCCAUCGGCGUGAAGCGCGUCAGAAGAGAUGAAGAGGAGGAGUCAGAGAAGGAAGGUCAGACCCAGCAACAAGAGGUGAAAUCAGAGCCGUUGGAUGGAAGUUCUGAUCAUCAUCAAGACCCUCCGUGGCUAGAACUCCGCAGUUGAUUUAACGUUUUAGAUUAGAAUUGAUAGUGACAGGAACAGUGGGCACCUUAGGAACGCUUUUCGAGGAAGGAGCGUGCCAUGAUCGACACGUGUCGCUCGCUUUCAAUUGUAUAUUUAGAAGCUCCAUUCUAGUUGUUUCUCGGAAGCCCUCUCCCUGAGACGUGACGUGUAAUUUUUGCCCGUGGAAACGUGGAACCGCAGCGAGCUGCCCUCUCUGGAAAUGCUGAGGAAGGAGGCUCAUCAAGGUUAGGUUGGUUUGCAAUGUCAAAUUAAGUAUAGAAUUAUUUGAUAUUUUCGGUGACGGUUUCAGCUUAAUGAUCCCAUGAUCCCAUGAUCCGUGAAUAAUGGUUUUAAAAUUUGCCAGCUCGUCGGAUGGGAUGGGUCUAGUUUAUUCCAAACUUUUGGCUUACAGCCCGGAGCAAAUUUAGGAUCAUUACUUGUUAGAGGUAGACUUGACAAGGAGGAUCAUAUCCAAUGUAGAGGUUAUGACUUUUGCUCUGAAUCUCUUAAGACUUUGUUUAUUGCUUUGAUUGAUUGUUUGAAGAAAAUCUGUAUAUAUUUUAAGAAUUU
Molecule: messenger RNA, 1910 nt
Organism: Vitis riparia (riverbank grape)
Lineage: Eukaryota; Viridiplantae; Streptophyta; Magnoliopsida; Vitales; Vitaceae
Product: heat stress transcription factor B-2b
Exons: 2
Coding region: 423-1340 (305 amino acids)
Biological process (GO): regulation of transcription by RNA polymerase II
Cellular component (GO): nucleus
Molecular function (GO): RNA polymerase II cis-regulatory region sequence-specific DNA binding; DNA-binding transcription factor activity
Source: RefSeq, a predicted model, not a curated record